This is a messenger RNA of Menidia menidia (Atlantic silverside), 804 nucleotides long. The record is from the annotation of a GenBank genome assembly. NCBI's taxonomy places the organism in Eukaryota, Metazoa, Chordata, Actinopteri, Atheriniformes, Atherinopsidae.
AUGGCUAUCUUGAGAGACCCCACGCUCGACCUUUUUGGUUGUGGAAACAGCAGCAUGAGCGGCGACAUGUACAGGGCCGGCUACCACGCCAUCACCAAUAUCGAUUACUCCUGGGUGUGCAUCAGUAAUAUGAGUGCCAGGUACAGCGACUGUCCCAGCAUGACCUGGAAGCAGAUGGACGUUCGGCAGCUCGCCUUCUCCGACGCCUCGUUUGAUGUCAUCCUGGAGAAGGCCACUCUGGAUGCCAUCAUGGUGGAGGAGAAAACACCUUGGGAAGUGUCACCUGAAAGUGCCUGCUUCAUUCACCAAGCUCUGAUGGAGCACGGUCCCAGUCAGUGGGACGUUAUAGCUGAUGAAGAAAGCAAGAAAAGCAUUGUCCAGAGGCUAAAACCCUUGGUUCACCAGCAGUCAGGUCACAUUUUCUGCACCGAGGGAGGGGGCAGCAGUUUCAGCAGAGUGAAAGUAGAGCACUGGAGCACACGUGAGGGAUGGAGAACAUGGGAGACGGCAGUUCAGGCUGCGCAUGCGACAAAUCAGAGAGCAAAACAGGGCUUCACCAAAGUGGACCCGAGGAAAGAGAUGUUGGCCAAUGGAACAUGGAUUGAAAUGAGCGGUGGAGUGUGGAUCCACGUGCAGAAAGUUGACCAGGCAGACCGGUGCCGCAUCAAACUGCUUCAUAACAACGCAAGAGCAUACGCUGCUGUCGACUGCUCCCCUCUGCUGCGUUCACAUUAUGUGUUUGGGACAGUACCCUUCACUUUUGAAAGGAGCAGGAACUCCUACGGUAUUCAGAAAAGCAGAUGA